UCAGUGCAAUGCCUUCAAGGGAAUACAAAAAUUUGAUGAGAAGGUUUUGUAGGUUGCUGCUGCAGACACCGGAGGCAAGUAAUUUUAGGAUUUUUGGGCCACAUAUAUAUCUAUUUCGUUGCAACUUUUAUUGGUACAUAAAACAUGAUAAUGGACACACGUAUAAGCAAAAAAAGCUGCCAUCUUACAACCGUAACACGGCUUGGUUCAACAAACCACGAGGUGUCCUCCAUAUAGAAACAAUAGAUCCAGUGAUGGGAUUAUACCAACCCUACAUGACCUAA
Molecule: messenger RNA, 284 nt
Organism: Linum tenue
Lineage: Eukaryota; Viridiplantae; Streptophyta; Magnoliopsida; Malpighiales; Linaceae
Source: the annotation of a GenBank genome assembly